Molecule: messenger RNA, 3239 nt
Organism: Esox lucius (northern pike)
Lineage: Eukaryota; Metazoa; Chordata; Actinopteri; Esociformes; Esocidae
Gene: net1
Product: neuroepithelial cell transforming 1
Exons: 10
Coding region: 81-1937 (618 amino acids)
Biological process (GO): intracellular signal transduction; positive regulation of Rho protein signal transduction
Molecular function (GO): guanyl-nucleotide exchange factor activity
Source: RefSeq, a predicted model, not a curated record
AGCCACGUACUCCCUCCCCAUUAUUAUUGUUAUUAUUAUUGUUCAUUAAAAGUUAGCUAUUAUUUUCACAUUCAACGUUGAUGGUUGGUCCAGCAUUUCAAAUGGAGGAAACCGGUGAAGCGUAUGUUCAAAGUUCGGUACAAGACACGUUGAAUGACAAUGGCAUAUCAAAGAGAAAGGCAAGGAAGAAAAGGAAGUUCUCUAUCGAUUACGACACGUCCCCCGAGAGCAAUAAUAAUGACAAAAGGCCUGGACUAAGGAAAAGGGGCUCCUUCACUUCCCUCAGCGCCGGGCCUCAGUGGGCCUUCAGUCUGAAGCGGAAGCGCAAAGAAAAGGAUGAAAAAGAUGAUUCAAUCAGUCUGUGCAGCUUUGACUUCAAGGAACCCAGCAACAAGCGUGUCCGUCCUCUCGGCAGGGUGACCUCGCUGGCUAACUUCAUCUCUCCCGCGAAGAAUGGGGCCGUCCGGCGCUUCGGCCAGACCAUCCAGUCCAUGUCCUUCCGGGGUGAUGGCAACGGUGGCAAGUCGCCGGGCGUGCCCCAGAAGCCUUGCAGCAAGCCGGCGGUGCCCACGCCGCCCAAAAGACGCAACAGCACACUGUGGUCUGAGAUGCUGGACGUCCACCAGAAAGGCACCUUCUCCAUCAAGGAGAUCAAGAGGCAGGAGGCCAUAUUUGAGCUGUCUAGAGGAGAACAGGACCUGAUUGAGGACCUCCAGCUUGCACGCAAGGCGUACCACGACCCAAUGCUGAAGCUGGGCAUCAUGUCGGAGGAGGAGCUGUCCCACAUCUUCGGAGACCUGGACGCCUACAUCCCCCUCCACGAGGACCUGUUGGUCCAGCUGGCCCGAGCCACCGGCCCGGACGGCACCGUGGGUCAGAUUGGCCAGAUCGUCAUCGGCUGGUUGCCUGGGCUGAAUGCAUACAGGGACUACUGCAGUAACCAGCUGGCCGCUAAGGCGCUGCUGGACCAGAAGAAGCAGGACCGGAGAGUGCAGGACUUCCUGCAGCGCUGCCUGGAGUCUCCCUUCAGCAGGAAGCUGGACCUGUGGAGCUUCUUGGACAUCCCCAGGAGCCGACUGGUCAAGUACCCGCUCCUGCUCAAAGAGAUCCUCAAACACACGGCGCCCGAGCAUCCUGACACGCCGCGCCUGGAGCGAGCGAUCGCCAUCAUCCAGGGCGUGCUGUCUGACAUCAACAUGAAGAAAGGGGAGUCGGAGAGUCAGUACUACAUCGACAAGCUGGAGUACCUAGACGACAGGCAGAGAGACCCACGAAUUGACCAGUGCAAGAGCCUGCUGUGCCAUGGGGAGCUACGCAACAAGAGCGGAACGAAGCUCCACGUGUUCCUGUUCACGGAGCUGUUGGUGGUGACCCGACCGGUGACACGCAACGAACGUCACUGCUUUCAGGUGUACCGACAGCCAAUCCCGGUCCAGGACCUGGUUUUGGAGGACCUACAGGACGGCGACGUCAAAAUGGGUGGCUCCUUCAGAGGGGCGUUCAGCAACGCCGACAAAGCCAAGAACAUCUUCCGUGUUCGUUUCCACGACCCGUCUCAGGGCCAGUCCCACACGCUCCAGGUCAAUGACAUCUUUCACAAGCAGCAGUGGCUCAACUGUCUACGCAGCGCCAUCUCCGUCCACCGCCCCGCGGACGCCGUCACGGCCACGCCCGCCGUCCACUCCACCAGCAGCUCGUCCCCCGCCUCUCCCAUCGUCGGCACGAAGGAGACUGACGAGAACUGCCCCCUGACGCCCACGGGCGCCAGGUCCGCCCCCAACUCACCCUGCGGGGACGACACCACCUCCACUUCAUCCUGCUCCUCAUCUGCCUCUUCGUCGCCGCUAUCCUCGCCGUCGCCGUCGCCCAAGCACAAAACCAAAAAGGACAAGCGCUCCCUCUGUUCCUUAGGGAAAAGAAAAGAGACCAUGGUAUAGUUGGACGAGGGGAGAGAAAGGACUCCUGGGCAUUGUUUGUUAAUAAGUUGGCAGAAGCAGAAGAGGAGAACUCUGCGUGGGACUAUUUAUGUGUCUGUGUUUAUAAUUACAACAGUGUUUUGUGUUACUGUCCCCAUAGGCAGCUAUUUACUUUACCCCACCCCCCGCUUGGUUUUGUCCACACAGGGUAAGACCAUAAAGAUGUCAUACUCUGGAGAGGCCUGUACGGCUUUCAGUAGUUCUAAAAGGGAGGCGUUAAAAGCAGCAAACAUUCAUACUUGUGUGUUUUAAAUGAAAAGUUGUGCUUGUAGUUAUGUUUAAUGUAUAAAAAAAAUAUAUUUAGAAUAUUCCUUAAUCUGAAUAUUACUGUAGCUCUUUGUUUUGAUUCGGCACUGUUUUUAGCUUUCAGCUGAAUUUAUUUAACCUUUUGGGGAUAUAAAUGGAGGUGGAUAGACGGGAUUGCCCACAAAAGAUAAGAUGUAUAUACAACUGAAAACUAUACAUUUCAAUGUAUAAGUCUGAUUUAUAGCUUUACUGGAGGACAAGUCUUAUUUUUGUACAUUCCUCUCUUUUUUUCUAUCUGGCCACAUUUUUGCAUCUACUGCAGUUGAAGGCAUUAAUUUAAAUCAAUUCAUAUUUUUAUGCAUUUAUAUGUAUUAUGUUUUUAAGAGAACAAAAACAUUUCUACAGAACGUAGUAAUGGCAUGUCAUUUUGAGGUAUUUUUUUUUACUACAAAGUAAAAACUAUAACUGAGCCAUGUUGGUUUAAAAGCUGACUCUUCUGAAGUAAAUGAAUCACUAUUCAAUGUAGCAGUCUGGCAUGGAACUUUAGUUGUUGACACUGCCGCUGGCCAAUCAGAGCUACAGCAGGAAUUACACGUGUCUGAUAGGGCAGGUCCAUUUAGGGGACAACGUGUAACUGAAAGAAUAAGAGUAUGUAAGAGCAGAAGGUUUGAGGGAUGUGAAAAAUGGGGAAAUGUUAAAUGUGUUGGAACUGAGAAGUUGGGUUUUUGUUUCAAGGUGUGUGUAGCCACUAGCCACAAAAGGAUUGAGCUCAGAGUGAGCUGUGAUGUGGUGCCUUGUCAAAAAAAUUGGAGGUUUGAGGCACUGGUGAAAAGCCAGUGAGAAAAUGAUAAAGAAAGACAUUGUAUGUUGGGAGAGGAGAAAACAUGAUGGUGUUUAUGAAAGUAUUGAAGGAAAAAGGUGAUAAUGAGAUGGUGUACUUUGGAACCAUCUAUGUGACUGCCAUGGCCUGUAUGUGGUGUAAAAUUAAAAUUAUAAUAAAGAUCUGUAAGAUUUGCA